GAUUCUUGGUGUGCAAAGGCGGAAAUCGAAGGUAGAGCUGGGAAGAUUCUGCUAAAAGGUGAAUGGUCAUGGGAGAAUGUGACCAACUGGCUUGCAAGACCAGACCACUCCCUGCUUGGAGUCCUUUUAAAGGGAAGCUGCUCAGGUCUAUUAUCUAAUCAACAGCUCGACAACCCAUGGCAACAACCAGAGACGUCCUUGAAUCAAUGCUGCCAAAGCAGAAUCGUUUCCAAAUAGGUCUCAGCUGUGGGACACAGCUGAAGCCAAGCGACAUUGUCAUCCGCAAAAUGCAGGUUCCUGACAUCCCUGAGGCUGUUCUGCUCUUUGCGGAACACCUUUCCAGGGCCGCAGACCCAUUCUAUGCCCUUCGGGGCCUGCCCUUCACAUAUUAUCUACAGUACUGGCAGACGGUUGUCAGCAAAUCUGUAGCCAGGGGGCUGGCUACAGUAGCAGUUCUAGCAGACCAUAAGAGCAUUGCCUUGGGGAAUGAGCUGGCAUGGACAGAUACAGGAGGCAGGCAGGAAGGGACCGCAAUACCUUCAGUAGUGUGCGCAGUCAGCACAUUACCAGCAAGCGAGUUUCUGAAGAUCGAUGAGGAGGACUCCAAGCAUGGGGACCGCGAGGUGGAGGAUGCAGUCUACGACAGCCAUUUUGAGGCGUUCUUCAGAAAGCCUCUGUGUCCUCUACAAAAGUUAGUAUACAUCAUUGGGGGUGUCACCAACCCACAAUUCCACUGCCCUGGCGUUGCGAGGCGAACCACGGAUCUUGUUUUGAGAUUUGCAGUGGACCAGGGUUUUCUGCAUGCCGUUGCCGAUUGUCUGAGCAACGCAGGUAGUAAUUUUGCCACUAAAACUCUUGGGGUCAAGCUGUCCAACACAGUGAGCAUGCCAUUGAGUAAAGUUAAGUUGAAGGACGGAAGGCAACCGUUUGACGGUCGCACAGACAUACCCAACUAUGCAAUGUUAGCUUGGGUGGACCUUUCAGAGCAUCUGCCAAGAAGCCGCUUGUAAGGAAAUGUCAGCAAUCUGCUAGGUAAGGUGCAUAGGAGGACUGGAGGUACUGAGAAGCGUCAUUAGAUUCCCGGAGUUUGUAUAUCAGGACAACACUGAGUAGGAUUAAACAUAUG
Messenger RNA from Klebsormidium nitens, 1126 nucleotides. The record is from the annotation of a GenBank genome assembly. NCBI's taxonomy places the organism in Eukaryota, Viridiplantae, Streptophyta, Klebsormidiophyceae, Klebsormidiales, Klebsormidiaceae.